AUGGGGGAGUUGCCCUUAGAUAUCAAUAUCCAGGAACCUCGCUGGGACCAAAGCACUUUCCUGGGCAGAGCCCGGCACUUCUUCACCGUUACUGACCCCCGAAAUCUGCUGCUGUCUGGAGCACAGCUGGAAGCUUCCCGGAACAUCGUGCAGAACUACAGGGCCGGCGUGGUGACGCCAGGGCUCACUGAGGACCAGCUGUGGAGGGCCAAGUAUGUGUACGAUUCUGCUUUCCAUCCGGACACGGGGGAGAAGGUGGUCCUGAUUGGCCGUAUGUCAGCCCAGGUGCCCAUGAACAUGACCAUCACUGGCUGCAUGCUCACCUUCUACAGGCAGACCCCGACCGUGGUGUUCUGGCAGUGGGUGAAUCAGUCCUUCAAUGCUGUUGUUAAUUACUCCAAUCGCAGCGGCGACGCUCCCAUCACUGUGGGGCAGCUGGGAACAGCUUAUGUGAGUGCCACCACUGGGGCCGUGGCCACAGCCCUGGGACUCAAAUCCCUCACCAAGCACCUGCCCCCCCUGGUGGGCAGAUUUGUCCCCUUUGCAGCUGUGGCAGCUGCCAACUGUAUCAACAUCCCCCUGAUGAGGCAGAGGGAACUGCAGGUGGGCAUCCCAGUGACUGAUGAGGAAGGUCAGAGACUUGGCCACUCAGUGGCCGCUGCCAAGCAGGGAAUCUUCCAGGUGGUGAUAUCGAGAAUCUGCAUGGCCAUUCCUGCCAUGGCCAUCCCCCCGGUGAUCAUGGACACUCUGGAGAAGAAAGACUUCCUAAAGCGUCGCCCCUGGCUGGGAGCGCCCCUGCAGGUGGGACUGGUGGGCUUCUGCCUGGUAUUUGCCACCCCCUUGUGCUGUGCCCUCUUCCCCCAGAGAAGCUCCUUACAUGUGAGCAGGCUGGAGCCAGAGCUGAGAGCUCGGGUCCGUGAGCAAAACCCCAGCAUCGAAGUGGUUUACUACAACAAGGGGCUUUGAGGGAGGGUCAGCCCCCGGACCCCUCCCUCACCUCCUUGGGCUGCUGCUUUGGUGGAGCCUUG
Puma concolor (puma) is the source of this 1028-nucleotide messenger RNA. RefSeq names its product sideroflexin 3 (gene SFXN3). Gene Ontology annotation, biological process: serine import into mitochondrion; monoatomic ion transport. The record is from RefSeq and is a predicted model, not a curated record. Gene Ontology annotation, molecular function: monoatomic ion transmembrane transporter activity. Gene Ontology annotation, cellular component: mitochondrial inner membrane. Lineage: Eukaryota; Metazoa; Chordata; Mammalia; Carnivora; Felidae.